CGGGCGCGCCUUGCCCCGCCCCCGAGGCGCCCGCUGGGUCCUGGCGCCGGGCGCUGGCGCUCGCCAUGUUGGCGCGGCUGGUGCUGGCGCCGCGGGCGCUGCUCGGGGCCGGGGCCGGGGCCGGGGCCGGGGCCGGGGCCGGGGCCGGGGCCGGGGCCGGGGCCGCCCGCAGCCUGGGGGCCCUCGGCCGGGUGCCGCUGGGCGCCGGCUUCGCGCUACGGGCGCGGCUGAGGCAGCGUCCGGCCUCCUUGCUGCUGGCGGCGGCGGCGGCCGGGGGGGCGCUGGGGGCCUGGGUGCUGCUGGUGUGCGAGAGGCCGUGGGGGUCGGCGGCGGGGACCCUGCCCGGGGCGCUGUGGCUGCUGCCGGUGACGUUCCUGACCGUGGGCUACGGCGACCUCGUCCCCGUCACCGCCGGCGGCCGCCUGCUCUGCCUGGCUGCCGGCGCCGCCGGCGUGUGCUGCACGGCGCUGCUGGUGGCGGUGGUGGCCGAGAAGCUGCAGUUCAGCCGGGCCGAGCGGCUCCUCUACGACGUCCUGCAGAGCGACCGCAGCGCCCGCGAGGUGCGGGCGCGGGCGGCGACGCUGCUCCAAGGCGCCUGGAGGCUGCGGCGGGCGGCGCCGGCCCAACCGGGUCGAUGGCGACGGGAGCGACGGCUGCUGCUGGCGCUGGAGGCCUUUCGGGACGCCCGGAUCCGGCACCGGAAGAUCCAGGAGGAAGCGGAAGCCGCUCUGAGGCCCUGCAAGGUGGCGGCGGCGGUGGCCGAGGUGGCCGAGGGGCAGCGGGACGCGCGGAGCCGCCUCGAGCGCCUGGAGCGGAGCCUGGAGCGGCUGCGGGAGCUGCUGGAGGCCGCCCGGACGCCUGGGCCCCUUGGGGAUGCUCCCCGGACGCCUGGGCCCCUUGGGGACACCCCCAGGACGCCUGGGCCCCUUGAGGACGCUCCCCGGACGCCUGGGCCCCUUUGGGAUGAGCCCCGGACGCCUGGGCCCCUUGAGGACGACCCCCUCCUGUCCGCGUCCCCCAGGGAUGGCGGGGCCCCCCGGACGCCUGGGCCCCCCCCGGACGCCUGGGCCCCUGGGGAGGGAGGGGCCGCGGCCCCCUGUUACCGUAAUGCCCCGUCUCAGCCGCCCGGGGCCCCCCCGGAGGUGCUUUAGGGGCUGCCGUAAUGCUGCUAAUAGAUGCUCAGGUUUGGGGGGGUCGCCUGAGGGAUUUGGGGUGAUUCGCGGGGAAUUUGGGGGCCUUGGGGGGGAUUUAGUGCCAGUUUGGGGGGAUUUAGGGUCAGUUCAGGGGAUUUUGGGUCAGUUUGGGGGAAGCUUGGGGGGAACUGGGGGCAAUUUAGGGGUUUCUAGGGCAAUUUAGGGGGAUUUGGAAGCAGUUCAAGAUGUUUUGGGGCAGUUUGGGGUGUUUGGGGGCAGUUCAGGGGGAUUUGGGGCAAUUCAGGGUGUUUUGGGGCCAGUUGAGGGGGUUUGGUGGCAGU
Messenger RNA from Dromaius novaehollandiae (emu), 1474 nucleotides. RefSeq names its product intermediate conductance calcium-activated potassium channel protein 4-like. Gene Ontology annotation, biological process: potassium ion transmembrane transport. The coding region runs from base 66 to 1151 and encodes 361 amino acids. The record is from RefSeq and is a predicted model, not a curated record. Lineage: Eukaryota; Metazoa; Chordata; Aves; Casuariiformes; Dromaiidae. Gene Ontology annotation, molecular function: small conductance calcium-activated potassium channel activity; calmodulin binding. Gene Ontology annotation, cellular component: neuronal cell body; plasma membrane; neuron projection. The transcript has 6 exons.